Messenger RNA from Kwoniella botswanensis, 1443 nucleotides. RefSeq lists its product as uncharacterized. Lineage: Eukaryota; Fungi; Basidiomycota; Tremellomycetes; Tremellales; Cryptococcaceae. Gene Ontology annotation, cellular component: Rpd3L-Expanded complex; nucleus. The coding region runs from base 1 to 1443 and encodes 480 amino acids. The transcript is spliced from 5 exons. The record is from RefSeq and is a predicted model, not a curated record. Gene Ontology annotation, molecular function: histone deacetylase activity.
AUGACUCUAACGGACUAUCCGACAUUCUCAGAAAGCCCUUUCUUCUUCGACCGUCGCUCAGCUAGUAUACCAGAGCAGGAAGAUGGUCUGGUGGGUCCCCACUCGGCACCUAGAGUAGCGUAUUAUCAUCCCAAGAACGUGGGGAACUAUCAUUAUGGGGAACGCCAUCCAAUGAGACCACAUCGUAUGGAACUUACCAAUCAACUAGUCCUGGGGUACAAGCUACAUGAGAAAAUGACGAUGCACGCGCCUAGGAAAGCUACGGAGCAGGAGUUGUUGGAGUUUCAUGAUUCGGACUAUGUGGAUUUCCUCAAAAGGGUAACUCCCAAAAACGCCCAGAACCUCACCAAAGACUGGACGAAAUUCAAUGUAGGAGACGAUUGCCCGAUAUUCUACGACCUUUUCUCAUUCUGCCAACAAUACGCUGGAGCAAGUUUAGCUGCCGCCAGGAAGUUAUCGAGCGAUUCUGCGGAUAUAGCUAUCAAUUGGAGUGGGGGUUUACAUCAUGCGAAGAAAGGAGAGGCGAGUGGUUUUUGUUAUGUUAACGAUAUAGUUUUGGGUAUAUUGGAGCUACUAAGGUAUCAACCCCGUGUAUUAUAUAUCGACAUUGAUAUCCACCACGGUGACGGUGUCCAAGAAGCCUUCUACCUUUCUAACCGAGUCUUAACUGUAUCUUUCCACAAAUACUCGGCCGAUUUCUUUCCUGGUACAGGUAACCUCUCCGAGAUCGGUUCAGAUCUAGGCAAAUACUUUUCGUUGAAUGUACCACUUCAAGAUGGUAUAGAUGAUGAAUCAUACAUAUCCCUCUUUAAAUCCGUUAUGGAACCAACUAUUACCACCUUCCGACCAUCUUCCAUCGUCCUUCAGUGUGGUGCUGACUCAUUAGGAUGCGAUAGAUUAGGGACUUUCAAUCUGUCCAUAGCUGCCCAUGGUGAAUGUGUGAGAUUCAUCAAAUCGUUCAAUCUUCCAUUGCUGGUCCUAGGAGGAGGUGGGUAUAGACAAAGUAGUGUAGCUAGAUGUUGGGCGUACGAAACUGGAGUUUGUCUAGGUCUGAACCUACCGAAUGAUCUACCCGAAACGAACUAUACGGAAUUCUUCGGUCCAGAUUAUCAACUUCAUCCUCCACUUACUGGUAAAAUCCAAAAUCUCAACACUCGGCAAAGUCUCGAGAGGAUACGGAUGACGAUUAGAGAGAAAUUGAGAUAUCUCGGUGGUGCGCCUAGUGUCCAGAUGCAAGAGAUACCUAAUGACUUGAUGGGAUUCCUGGCGUCGGAGGAAAAAGAUGAGAAUGAGUUGAUAGAGGAGGAACCAGAGACACGAAAAGAGGGGAAAUUGAAUAAUGGUGAUUUGCUAGAGAGGGAGGUGAAUGGGCUGGGGAAUGGAGAGAAUGUUGGGGGAUUGCCACUGGGUGGGAUGAGAAGGAAGACGAGCGUUAGGAUAUAG